Molecule: messenger RNA, 6870 nt
Organism: Carlito syrichta (Philippine tarsier)
Lineage: Eukaryota; Metazoa; Chordata; Mammalia; Primates; Tarsiidae
Gene: INTS1
Product: integrator complex subunit 1
Exons: 48
Coding region: 30-6599 (2189 amino acids)
Biological process (GO): U2 snRNA 3'-end processing
Cellular component (GO): integrator complex
Source: RefSeq, a predicted model, not a curated record
CCGCGGGGAGCGGCGUGGGCCGUGGCAGGAUGAACCGGGCCAAGCCCGCUGCCGUCCGGAGGCCCAGCGCCACCGCCAAGCCGUCAGGGCACCCCCCGCCAGGGGACUUCAUUGCUCUGGGCUCCAAGGGUCAGGCCAAUGAGUCGAAAGCAGCGUCCACCCUGCUGAAGCCAGCCCCUUCGGGCCUGCCUUCCGAGCGCAAGCGGGAUGCUACAGCUGCCCUGUCGGGUGCCUCAGCCCUGACCGGCCUCACCAAGCGCCCCAAGCUCUCCUCUACGCCUCCGCUGAGUGCCCUGGGGCGCCUGGCCGAGGCUGCGGUGGCAGAAAAACGAGCCAUUUCUCCUUCAAUUAAGGAGCCGUCUGUGGUGCCAAUCGAAGUGCUGCCCACGGUGCUGCUGGAUGAGAUCGAGGCUGCUGAGCUGGAAGGCAACGAUGACAGGAUCGAGGGUGUGCUGUGUGGAGCCGUGAAGCAGCUGAAGGUCACACGUGCCAAGCCCGACAGCACGCUGUACCUGAGCCUCAUGUACCUGGCCAAGAUCAAGCCCAACAUUUUCGCCACCGAGGGCGUCAUCGAGGCCCUGUGCAGCCUCCUGCGGCGGGAUGCCUCCGUCAAUUUCAAGGCCAAAGGGAACAGUCUGGUGUCUGUGCUGGCCUGUAACCUCCUCAUGGCUGCGUAUGAGGAGGAUGAGAACUGGCCCGAGAUUUUUGUCAAGGUGUACAUCGAGGACUCCCUGGGGGAGCGCAUCUGGGUGGACAGCCCCCACUGCAAGACGUUUGUGGACAAUGUCCAGACAGCAUUCAACACCAAAAUGCCCCCCAAGAGCAUGCUGCUGCAGGGGGAGGCAGGGCGCGGCGGUGGGGACCUCGGUGCUGGAAGCAGCCCCCACCCAUCCCUCACGGAGGAGGAGGACAGCCAGACGGAGCUGCUGAUCGCGGAGGAGAAGCUGAGCCCCGAGCAGGAGGGCCAGCUCAUGCCCAGGUACGAUGACCUCGCAGAGAGCGUGGAGGAGUAUGUCCUGGACAUGCUGCGGGACCAGCUCAACCGGCGCCAGCCCAUCGACAACGUCUCCAGGAACCUCCUGCGGCUGCUCACCUCCACCUGCGGCUACAAGGAGGUGCGGCUGAUGGCGGUGCAGAAACUGGAGAUGUGGCUGCAGAACCCCAAGCUGACGCGGCCGGCCCAAGACCUGCUGAUGUCCGUGUGCAUGAACUGCAACACGCAUGGCUCCGAGGACAUGGAUGUCAUCUCUCACCUGAUCAAGAUCCGCCUGAAGCCCAAGGUCCUUCUCAACCACUACAUGCUUUGCGUCAGGGAGCUGCUGAACGCACACAAGGACAAUCUGGGCACCACCAUCAAGUUUGUGAUCUUCAACGAGCUUUCCAAUGCACGAAACCCCAACAACAUGCAGAUCCUCUACACCGUGCUGCAGCAUAGCGCUGAGCUGGCACCCAAGUUCCUGGCCAUGGUGUUCCAGGACCUGCUGACCAACAAGGACGAUUACCUCCGGGCCUCACGGGCCUUGCUCCGGGAGAUCAUCAAGCAGACCAAGCAUGAGAUCAACUUCCAGGCUUUCUGCCUUGGACUCAUGCAGGAGCGCAAGGAGCCCCAGUACCUGGACAUGGAGUUCAAGGAGCGGUUUGUGGUCCACAUAACAGAUGUGCUGGCUGUGUCCAUGAUGCUGGGCAUCACGGCUCAGGUGAAGGAGGCCGGCGUCGCCUGGGACAAGGGAGAAAAGAGGAACCUGGAGGUGCUACGCUCGUUCCAGAACCAGAUCGCUGCCAUCCAGCGAGAUGCCGUCUGGUGGCUGCACACCGUCGUCCCUUCCAUCAGCAAACUCUCCCCCAAGGACUACGUGCACUGCCUCCACAAAGUGCUGUUCACAGAGCAGCCUGAGACCUACUACAAGUGGGACAACUGGCCGCCUGAGAGUGACCGCAACUUCUUUCUGCGUCUGUGCUCGGAGGUGCCCAUCCUGGAAGAUACCCUGAUGCGCAUCCUGGUCAUUGGACUGUCCCGUGAGCUUCCACUGGGCCCCGCAGAUGCCAUGGAGCUUGCUGACCACCUGGUGAAGCGAGCAGCAGCUGUGCAGGCAGAUGAUGUGGAGGUGCUGAAGGUGGAGCGCAUCCAGCUGAUCGACGCUGUCCUGAACCUGUGCACCUACCACCACCCCGAGAACAUCCAGCUCCCGCCCGGGUACCAGCCUCCCAACCUGGCCAUCUCCACCCUCUACUGGAAGGCGUGGCCUCUGCUGCUGGUCGUUGCUGCCUUCAACCCUGAGAACAUCGGCCUGGCUGCCUGGGAGGAGUACCCGACCCUGAAGAUGCUCAUGGAGAUGGUGAUGACCAAUAACUACUCCUACCCACCGUGCACCCUGACGGAUGAGGAGACCCGCACGGAGAUGAUCAACCGUGAGCUACAGAUCUCCCAGCGGGAGAAGCAGGAGAUCCUGGCCUUCGAGGGCCACCUGGCCGCCGCCUCCACCAAGCAGACCAUCACAGAGAGCAGCAGCCUCCUCCUGUCUCAACUCACCAGCUUGGACCCCCAAGGGCCCCCCCGGAGGCCUCCUCCUCAUAUCCUGGAACAAGUGAAAGGCCUCAACCAGUCCCUUCGCCUCGGGCACUUGCUGUGUCGGAGCCGCAAUCCAGACUUUCUUCUCAACAUCAUCCAGAGGCAGGCCUCCUCGCAGUCCAUGCCCUGGCUGGCAGACCUGGUGCAGUCUAGCGAGGGCUCCCUGGACGUGCUGCCUGUGCAGUGCCUGUGCGAAUUCCUGCUUCACGAUGCUGCCGACGACACUACCUCUGGAGAAGAGGAGGACGAGGGAGAGAGCAGAGAACAGAAGGCCAAGAAGCGGCAGAGACAACAGAAGCAGCGGCAGCUUCUGGGACGCCUGCAGGACCUGCUGCUGGGCCCGAAGGCUGAUGAGCAGACCACGUGCGAGGUGCUGGACUACUUCCUGCGGCGCCUGGGCUCCUCCCAGGUGGCCUCUAGGGUGCUGGCCAUGAAGGGUUUGUCGCUGGUGCUCUCCGAGGGCAGUCUGCGGGAUGGGGAGGAGAAGGAACACCCCAUGGAGGACGAUGCUGUGGACACAGAUGGGCUGCAGGGCUACCAGUGGCUGCUGCGAGACCUGCCCCGGCUGCCCCUGUUUGACAGUGUCCGGAGCACCACAGCCCUGGCUCUGCAGCAGGCGAUCCACAUGGAGACCGACCCGCAGACCAUCAGCGCCUACCUGGUCUACCUGUCCCAGCACACACCCGUGGAGGAGCAGGGCCAGCACGGCGACCUGGCCCUGGACGUGGCCCGGCUGGUCGUGGAGCGUUCCACCAUCAUGUCCCACCUCUUCUCGAAGCUGUCCUCCAGCGCUGCAUCAGAUGCUGUGCUGGGCGCGCUGCUGUCCAUCUUCUCGCGCUAUGUGAGACGCAUGCGCCAGAGCAAGGAGGGCGAGGAGGUCUACAGCUGGUCCGAGUCCCAGGACCAGGUAUUCCUGCGCUGGAGCAGUGGGGAGACGGCCACCAUGCACAUCCUCGUGGUGCAUGCCAUGGUCAUCCUGCUGACGCUGGGCCCACCCCGAGCUGGUGACAGCGAGUUCCAGGCGCUGCUGGACAUCUGGUUUCCCGAGAAAAAGCCGCUGCCCACUGCCUUCUUGGUGGACACGUCUGAGGAGGCGCUGUUGCUGCCUGACUGGCUGAAGCUGCGCAUGAUCCGCUCCGAGGUCCCUCGCCUGGUGGACGCUGCCCUGCAGGACCUGGAGCCGCAGCAGCUGCUGUUGUUCGUGCAGUCCUUUGGCAUCCCCGUGUCCAGCAUGAGUAAGCUCUUGCAGUACCUGGACCAGGCGGUGGCCCACGACCCCCAGACACUGGAGCAGAAUAUCAUGGACAAGAACUACAUGGCCCACCUGGUCGAGGUCCAGCACGAGAGAGGAGCCUCUGGAGGCCAGACGUUCCACUCCCUGCUCACGGCCUCUCUGCCCCCGCGCCGAGAAAGUACAGAGGCACCAAAACCAAAGGGCAGCCCCGAGCACCCUGCAGGCCAGGGCAGGAUCCGUGCCGGGACCCAGGUCCGCGUGCUCGGCCCCGAGGAUGACUUGGCCGGCAUGUUCCUGCAGAUCUUCCCUCUCAGUCCUGAUCCACGCUGGCAGAAUUCUAGCCCCCGCCCCGUGGCCCUGGCCCUGCAGCAGGCCCUGGGCCAGGAGCUGGCCCGCGUCCUCCAGGGCAACCCCGAGGUUCCAGGCAUCACGGUGCGCUUCCUGCAGGCCAUCGCCACCCUGUUAGGCUCACCACAUGGUGGAGCCCUGGUGAUGUCCAUGCACCGCAGCCACUUUCUGGCCUGCCCGCUGAUGCGCCAGCUCUACCAGUACCAGCGCUGCGUGCCGCAGGACACCGGCUUCUCCUCGCUCUUCCUCAAAGUGCUCAUGCAGAUGCUGCAGUGGCUGGAUAGCCCCGCCGUGGAGGGCGGGCCCCUCCAGGCCCAGCUCAAGCUGUUUGCCACCCAGUACUCAGCGCGGCGCAGGAUCAGCGAUGUGCGCAGUGGGCUCCUGCACCUGGCCGAGGCCCUGGCCUUCCGCCGGGACCUGGAGGUGGUCAGCUCUACCGUCCAGGCCGUCAUCGCCACCCUUAGGUCUGGGGAGAGGUGCGGCGUGGAGCCAGAGCUCAUUGGCAAAGUCCUCCGGGGGCUGAGAGAGGUGAGGUCCCCCCAUCUGGAGGAGCUGCUGACUGCGCUCUUCUCUGCCCCCGUGGAUGCUGCCUCCCAGUCUCCAGCUUCAAAGCCCGUCGUGGUGGUGAGCUCCCUGCUGCUGCAGGAGGAGGAGGAGCCCCCGGCCUCAGGCAGGCAGGGUGCAGAUGGCGGAAGCCUGGAGGCCGUGCGGCUGGGGCCUGCGUCAGGGCUCCUUGUGGACUGGCUGGAGAUGCUGGACCCCGAGGUGGUGAGCACCUGCCCUGACCUGCAGCAGAGGUUGCUCUUCUCCCGGAGGAAGGGCAAAGGCCAGGCCCAGGUGCCAUCAUUCCGCCCCUACCUCCUGGCCCUCUUCACGCACCAGUCCAGCUGGUCCACGCUGCACCAGUGUAUCCGUGUCCUGUUGGGCAAGAGCCGGGAGCAGAGGUUCGACCCCUCGGCCUCCCUGGACUUCCUCUGGGCCUGCAUCCAUGUUCCACGCAUCUGGCAGGGCAGGGACCAGCGUACUCCGCAGAAGCGGCGGGAGGAGCUGGUGCUGCGGGUCCAGGCCCCGGAGCUGAUCAGCCUGGUGGAGCUGAUCCUGGCCGAGGCCGAGGCGCGGAGCCAGGACGGGGACGCGGCCCCCUGCAGCCUCAUCCAGGCCCGGCUGCCCCUGCUGCUCAGCUGCUGCCGUGGGGACGACGACAGCAUCAGGAGGGUGACGGAGCACCUGGCAGGCUGCGUCCAGCAGCGGGGGGACAGUGUGCUGGGCAGGCGCUGCCGGGACCUGCUUCUGCAGCUCUACUUGCAGCGGCCGGAGCUCCGGGUGCAUGUACCUGAGACCCUGCUGCACAGCGACGGGGCCGGCGGCAGCAUCUGCAGGCUGGACAGCCUCAUCCACCGCUUCAUCACCCUUCUUGCGGACACCAGCGACUCCCGGUCGUCUGAGCGAGGGGCGGACGCCAACAUGGCUUGCCGGAAGCUGGCUGUGGCCCACCCCCUGCUGCUGCUCAGGCACCUGCCUAUGAUCGCCGCGCUUCUGCACGGCCGCACCCACCUCAACUUCCAGGAGUUCCGGCAGCAGAACCAUCUGACCUUCUUCCUGCACGUGCUGGGGGUGCUGGAGCUGCUGCAGCCGCGGCUGUUCCGCGGCGAACACCAGGGGGCGCUGUGGGACUGCCUGCUCUCCUUCAUCCGCCUGCUGCUGAAUUACAGGAAGUCCUCCCGCCACCUGGCUCCCUUUAUCAACAAAUUCGUGCAGUUCAUCCACAAGUACAUCACCUGCAACGCCCCGGCUGCCGUCUCCUUCCUGCAAAAGCACGCCGACCCACUCCAUGACCUGUCCUUCGACAACAGCGACCUGGUGAUGCUGAAGUCCCUCCUCGCGGGGCUCAGCCUGCCCAGCAGGGACGGCAGGGCCGACCGUGGCCUGGAUGAGGAGGGUGAGGACGAGAGCUCUGCCGGCUCCUUGCCCCUGGUCAGCGUGUCCCUCUUCACCCCUCUGACCACCGCUGAGAUGGCCCCCUACAUGAAGAGGCUUUCCCGGGGCCAGACCGUAGAGGAUCUGUUGGAGGUUCUGAGCGACAUAGAUGAGAUGUCCCGGCGAAGACCCGAGAUCCUGGGCUUCUUCUCGACUAACCUCCAGAGGCUGAUGAGCUCACCCGAGGAGUCCUGCCGCAACCUGGCCUUCAGCCUGGCCCUGCGUUCCAUUCAGAACAACCCCAGCAUCGCGGCCGACUUCCUGCCCACGUUCAUGUAUUGCCUGGGCAGCCGGGACUUCGAGGUAGUGCAGACGGCCCUCAGGAACCUGCCUGAGUACACCCUCCUGUGCCAAGAGCAUGCGGCCGUGUUGCUGCACCGGGCCUUCCUGGUGGGCGUGUACGGCCAGGUGGACCCCAGUGCCCAGAUCUCCGAGGCCCUGAGGAUCCUGCACAUGGAGGCCGUGAUGUGAACCUGCAGCCCACCUCGCUCCGGCCUCGGCAUCCUCAGCACGUUGGCGGGGCCCCUAAGGCCCCGGUGGUCUCACCUGGGAGCCCUGAAGCCGGGUGCGGGCUGGGAGCGGCCUUCGGAGGCCCUGGCCAUGGCUCCGGGCCAGCUGCUGGUGUGGGUGCAGCCGCCUGCUGAGGCCUCGCCGCCUGGGUCGCAAGAGUGGUAGGGCGCAAGGCCCAGCGCCAGGAGGGGCUGGUUUUAAAUGAAACAUCCUGAGUUCUGUGUGCACUGAC